Molecule: messenger RNA, 7496 nt
Organism: Triplophysa dalaica
Lineage: Eukaryota; Metazoa; Chordata; Actinopteri; Cypriniformes; Nemacheilidae
Product: MAM domain-containing glycosylphosphatidylinositol anchor protein 1
Exons: 18
Coding region: 543-3422 (959 amino acids)
Biological process (GO): homophilic cell-cell adhesion
Cellular component (GO): plasma membrane
Source: RefSeq, a predicted model, not a curated record
ACAGGAGAGAGACUCUUCAGAAAGCUGUUCAGAGAUCAGACGCGCAUCCAUCCGCCCCACGGCACGGACUAUAAACUGUAGGCAUCGGACCAUCACCAGAAAGAUCUCUGCGCGCAACUCUUCUCCGCCACUGGCAGCGCGCAAAGACGCGCAAGCUCUCCAUCGACGAACGCGCAGCUGAUAGAAAAGCAUCAUAGUAGAAGAGUUUAGAUCAGUCGAGCAGAGAGAUCGAAUCGCAUUCCGACAUUCGCUUUCCACGAAGACGCCUUCGGACGCGUGGACGUGUGCUGGCUUUCUCGAGAGUUUCACGUCAGCUGAAGUUGCCUGUGAGAAUGUGGUGGGAUUUUGUGCUCGUUUUCUGGACGGAGAUGCAUCAGGAACACGCAUAGGAACUACAUGAGCAUCUGGAACUCCAGCGCGCUACUGAAAGUCUUGUGUGAACGCUUUUUUCUAAAAGGGAAUUAACUAUUCAAGUAUUUUCUCGCUCGUUUUGAGCAGGCUGAGCCCGCGCAUAGGAAGGUAAUGAGGGAUCGCACCUGAAGAUGGAGCUUUUCUGGAUUUUAUUAUUUUCGGUCCUACACCGGUACGCGCGAGCGCAAGGAGUUUACGCUCCUGCAUACGCUCAGAUUGUGCAUUCUGGUCAGGCAUGUGUGGUGAAGGAGGACAACAUCAGUGAAAGAAUUUACACCAUCAGAGAAGGAGACACAUUAGUCCUGCAGUGUCUGGUGAAGGGUCAUCCGCGGCCACAGGUACGGUGGACCAAAACGGCAGGCAGCGCCUCUGACAAGUUCCAGGAAACAUCCAUCUUCAAUGAGACCUUACAGAUCCCUAACAUCCAGAGAGUGCAGGGUGGUCGCUACUACUGCAAAGCUGAGAACGGGGUGGGGGUGGCUGCUAUCAAGUCCAUUCGCGUAGAUGUGCAGUAUCUGGAUAAACCCGUGCUCACUGUGCAUCAGACGGUCGGUGAUGUGAGAGGGAACUAUUACCAGGAGAAAACUGUGUUCUUACGCUGUACGGUGAACUCCAACCCUCCCGCUCGCUUCAUCUGGAAACGGGGAAACAGACUAAUUGAACAGAGCAAAGACAACGGGGUGGACAUCUAUGAGCCUCUGUAUACACAGGGUGAGACCAAGGUGCUAAAACUGAAGAAUCUACGUCCUCAAGACUUUGCCGACUACACAUGUCAGGUGUCCGUACGGAACGUUUGUGAUAUUUCCGACAGCUCCGUCACCUUUCGACUGACCAACUCCACCACACCCCCUGCUUUGAAGCUGUCUGUGAAUGAGACAUACGUGGUGGACCCGGGUCAAGACGUCACGCUGUCAUGUGAGGUAACAGCAGGGUUCCCCACACCUACGGUGAGCUGGUCGCGGUACCCCGGGCCUCUCCCCCAGCGGUCUGUGGUAAGAGGGGGAUCCCUCACACUUUGGUCCGUGACUGCCGCUGAUGCUGGCGUCUUCAAUUGUACGGCUGUCAACAAUGUCGGAAAUCCUGCAAGAAGAACCAUCAACCUCAUUGUGAGAAGCAUGAAGAACUUAACAUUCCAGAUCACACCAGACUCCAACAAAGACAGCGAGAGCAUACAGAUGGGUCGAGACCUCAAACUUUCCUGCCACGUUGACGCGCAGCCACAGGAUAAGGUGAACUACACCUGGUACAAGAACGGAGCUCCCAUCUUCCCCACCGACACGCUCAUCGUGCUGCGCAGCGACCCGGACAUGCCUCCCGGUACCAGCAGCCUGGAAAUCGUGGACAUGAAGUUCAGAGAUCAAGCCACAUACAGCUGCGUAGCGAACUUCCCGGGGAGCAGCUUGCCUGAACUGCGUGUCGAUGUCAACAUCACGCAGAGCAGUGUCGUUCCUCCCGUUUUGACCGUGCCACUCAGUGGGGGUCUGGUGAAUGCCAGUGAGGGCGGUAACGCAGAGCUUGUGUGUUUGGUCGAUGGAAAGCCCCGCCCACCCGUUCUAUGGUCUCGUGCCAACAAGGACCUACCCAUGCCAUCCGGCGAGUGGUUGGUGGAGUCGCGAGACGGACGCUUACGUCUGACCAACGUGUCGCGGGACAUGAUGGGAGCAUAUCGAUGCCAAACCGCACCUUACAACGGCCUGAACAUCAAACGCAGACAAGCACAGGUGCAACUCAAUGUGGAAUAUCCUCCUGUUGUGGAUCCAGUCUUGCUUGACGUCCGUUCUCCGACCUUCCAGACGGUCAAUCUGCGCUGUGUGGUUCUGAAGUCCAAUCCCAACCGGAUAGCCAGCGUCAGGUGGUACCGUAACGGCGUAGCCAUACGAACCCCGCCGGCGGACCCCCAGAGCAUCCCUCAGCUCCGCUUUAAACUCGACCCCACUAAUAACGGCACAUACGAAUGUAGAGUGAGCAAUGGAGUGGGUACUUCAACCUGCACCUUUAAUGUAUCUGCUCAGCCUUAUGUCGCAGAAUUUUACUUCGACACACCAAACCCCAUUCGCACCCUGAAGAACAAUUAUUCCUACAUCUUACAGUGGACACAGAAAGAGCCGAGCGCUGUUGACAAAAUCAUUGGAUACUGGAUCAAUGUCCAGCAGAGCGGUCUGAAGAUUGUGUCCAAGCAGAUCAAUACUAAAGAGCCAGUGAAGGGUGUCCUGAUGUCCUACACAUUGACGGAUCUGCGCAUUCCAGUGUCAUAUGAGGUCAGCCUGGCUCCCAUAACCUCCUUCGUGACUGGAGAUUCGGUCACACGCAUGAUCCAGUACUCAGAACCCUACACUUACCCGAGACCUUCAGAUCACGUGUGCGGGUUCGAGGACGUGCGGAUAUGUGGAUUCACUCAAGACCGCAGCGACGUGUUCGACUGGACCAGACAGAACCAUCUCACCCAGAACCCCAAACGUUCGGUUAACACAGGGCCUGAUAAAGACAGAAGUGGGACAAAAGAGGGUUUUUACAUGUACAUCGAGACGUCACGGCCACGUCAGGCGGGCGAUCGAGCUCGGCUCCUCUCUCCGCUCUACAACGUGACGGCAGCGCGAGGGCCGACGGGGUCCACCAGGGCACCAUACUGUGUGUCGUUCUACUAUCACAUGAACGGAAAACAUAUCGGUGAGUCCCCAGGAACGCUUAAUGUUCUGAUGAGAGUGAAGAGUAUAGCCACUGUGGAUUCUGCCAUCUGGACACUCUCUGGACACCAAGGACCCGAAUGGAGGAAAGCGGAUGCUGUGAUCUAUCCGAGCGGACCCUUCCAGGUGAUAUUUGAAGGUAUCCGUGGAAACGGUUUUGAGGGAGACAUCGCCAUCGAUGACGUUUCGGUUACCAAGGGAAAAUGCAAGCAACAGGACAACGUGGACAAAACAGCAGUGCUCUCCGGGGCCGACCGCAGUCUCCGCCAUCUUCCUCCGAGUGUCCAGCUCAUCUGCACCUUCUGCCUGACACUCCUGCUCAGAUGAUACCGAGACCCCCGCACAGAUACGCCUGCGUAGGACGCCCCCGUGGCAGCAAUAAGAACUGCCCCAACAUGUGACCACGCUUCCUGCCUCUGCCUUCCUCAUCCUCAUUUCCUACUGUGUUUCCCAUGCCGUCGCUUAUCCUCACGUCCCUUAUGUUACCAUACACAUGUGCUUUAUGAAACUUUAGGUUUCUUUGAAUUCACUUGAUCUUUAUGUCCAGUUGUUCCUUUGAGCACGGCUGAUGUAUGUUUUAUAUAAGCAUAAUCUCAGUUAAUGUCAAGCAUUUACAUCUCUCCACUGACUUCACCCCUGUGUCCCUCGUGUAUGUAUCUGACACUGCAAAGUGUCAACUCUGUUACCAAAGAUGAUGGAGGGCUUACAGGAAGAACAGACACAAGAACGCCCUUUUUUUUUCCAAAUGAGCUACUCUUUCCUCAGACUGAAGUGCAUGGAGAUGUGAUUUCUGUGGAAUAAGCCGAGUUGGAAGACACAAAAAAUGGUCACGAAGUUUGUUGAUACUGACAGUUGGAACCGUAUCUGUAAAUUCACAUGUAUGGGAAAUGUUAAAUAAGCAUCAAGGUGCAAAAGCCCAACUGGCCUCCAGUUUCUGGGACUAUGACAAUGUGAAACUAACGAAGCACAAAUUUAUAUCUUUUUUGUAGUAAUUUCAGUUCCUUUAUGUGGUAUUUUGUCGGUCUGGAUUUGCUGUAUCACUUCAUGUCCUUUGGCUUUGUUUAAAGAAACCGUGCCACUGCUCCAUCGCUGAUCUCCCCAAGACAAGGUGAUUCCCAAAAUGACACAAUGGGAACUUUGGAACAGACUGAAAUCCGUUCCAUCAAUCGACAACAUACAUAAAGCACCUGAAGAAACUGUGGGAAUGAUCACUUUGAGCUUCAAUCAAACUGCCGGGAGAGUGUCGACUCACUGUGUGGGUCUUCUCAUUUAGCAAUAGGUCCAUACCUUUGACUAGAUGUGGAAUGUUCUCUUCUUCAUUGAUAUGGGCACAUGGACUCCAGGAUUAAAAGAAGGACACCUCUGGGUAGUCAAACAGCACUUGGCAUUGAUGAUCAAGAAUGUAGUUUUGUGUAGCAUUAGAUAGAAAUCGCAUGAUUGCAAGCUUUUCACAGAUAGACAUCGACAAACUUCAUAUUUUGGUUUGGAGGUUUUGACAUGACAACAAAUUGUGUUGAACGUGAAAAGAGUUUUGGCACAAAAGAGAUCGUGUUAAAGUAUCUUCGAUAACGUUGCGUUCCAUUCAACUAAGGAAUUUCACUAUUUUUUAGCUUCCAACUUGAAAAAAAGGUGUAUUCGUAUUCGAUUUGAAGGGCUUGGAACUUGGAAACUCCAGCAGGAAUCCUCAACUUGCCAAGGUGACAUCAUGCAAACAUGGUGAUAACCAGGUUAAUUUACAAAGUUGAUUAAAUUAGUGGAAAUACUUAAAGAAUGAAAUUUAAAUUCAUGACAUUUAUUUAAUGUUAUAAGUAAAAGUACAUGAAUAUCAAAACAUAAGUGAUUUUCUCUGUUGAUAAUUGUACAACAUCAUACAGCGUUGUUUAUUCUCUUGGAUUUUUUUUUGACAAUCAAACACCUUCCUAAUACUGUACAUCAUCUCCGGACUGACUUUAACGUCAAGCGCAGUAGAUAUAAAGUGAAUGGAACGCAGCGUAAGAUGCAGACGCCAACAGUUUAGGAUUCAGAUGCAAUAUAAAGUUAUGAGGGAUUUUACAAGUUUAGCCAUAGGCUACUUUUCAAAACUUCAUCACAGUCAACACCAUUGAAGGACAUUGUUACAGUUUAGUAGCAAAAUGUGAUGCCUGACAUUUAGGGGGUGUGUUUGAUUCUCUUUGAAAGUUAGCGAUUUCCUCCACUUCAUCAUAUCUAUCAUCAAUACAGGAUUGUGUGAAGGAUGAAGACACAAAAUUAUAGUAAAUACUUAUCGUAUAAGAAGAAUGGAAGGAACCAUUUGUGCCUCUGGUUGAGUGUCCUUUAUCAACUUUGCAUAAGCUUUGAUGUUCUCAUGCAAUCUUCUACACUAUAUAAAUAUGUAUUUCAAUUGCUUUGUUCUAGUAUAACUCACGCUAAGUAGCUCCAUCUCCAGUAAAGCUUUAAGGUAAGUCUGUUUACAAACAUAAAACGUGCAAAAUAAUUUCUCGGCUUGUAAAAUUCGCUCACGUUCAUAUUUAACCAGUUAAUAUUUAACCUACGGAGUAAUGUGGCGUACGUCUAUCACUGUUGAAGAGAUUAUCGUAGACUCGCUCCUCAGGUAUUUCCAUGGUUAACAGGUCCAGAGCCUGGAAUGAAUUCAACCACAAUCCAGGUUCUUUAUAGAGGAAAAAAACACUCCCACGGCUGUAAUACUGUUCCGGUGUAUGUUACCAUAAACGCCCAGAAUUCUUGCACAAUGCCUUCAUUACAUGUCAUUUAAUCUGCUAUUAUUUAUAAUCCAUCCUAAUGCAGGACAUAGUCAAUAAGAUUUAACGCAAGAAAGACGAUGACGGUGAAUAAAUGAAUAUGAGGUUGUGACCUUUUAUGUUGCAGGAUAAUGUACAUUUUGUAUUCAAGAUGAUUUUUUUGUUUUACAUUUUAAUGUGUAUUUGGUGACACAUGGUUAUUGCUCAUUAUCUCUACAACCUUUGUGUUGGUUUUCUGUAUUGCACUACAUACUUUAAUUUUAGAUCAAUAGUUUUCUCAGCAUAUCUACAGGUUGAAGACCAAGGCAGGAUCAACAUAUUGUGUAACAUACAAAAUGAUGAUAAAAAACUCUUCUGGUGAUGAGCAGAUAAAUGUCAAUGAAUGUCUCAUUGCAAUACAUUAAAUAUGGCAUUCAUUUUGAUUAUAAAGAUCACGGGUCAAUGAUAGCUCACGUUAUUAUUAUUUCAUUUUUUGUUAUGAUGUUGGACACAUUUUGUUUUAUAUUGUCCCUUAUUUAAUGUUUUUACCCACCAAAUGUUUUGUAAUCAGGUUCAUGUCCACAAUUAUGAUGACACAUGUACAUCCUACUGCCACAUGUCAUCCUAAACAGUCCCAUGGUUAAUUUAUUUGUCUUAUUUGUUGACAGUAGCCUGUAUGAGUGAAUCUCAUGAAAAUGUCCGAGUCAUAUUUCACCCUAAUAACUACAGAAAUUGUUUGACAUAAAGAAAGUGACGUUUUUUAAAGAUUUGACUACAGAUUUUUGUUAUGGCUUCUUUAAAUAACGAGCACAUUUAAGAUAUCAUUUUAGUAUGUUGUGUAAUUCACAGUGGUCAUUCUCAUUAUUACGUUUGAAUGUUGUUACAAUAAAAACAAUAUUUUUUUAGAGAUGCACCACUAAUGGUGGAGUCAAUAAUCGGUAUUGGUUGCAUUUUUCGACAUAAUCGGCUAUCGACCCAUAGUUAAAAAACAGCCGAUGUUCAGGGACGUUAUAUCCUGUACAUACUGUAGAAAAUGUUAAGAAACAUCACAAGUUUGAUGUUGAAUAUUAAAAUUCAUUAUAUGAAUUAAUAACAUUUAGAAAGUUAAUAAAGAUUAAUUUAAUCUUCAAAAUCGGUAUCGGCAGAUAUCACUCUGAAUAAUCGGCUAUUGGUGGAGAUAUUUACAAUGGGUGCAUAUUUUCUACAUCACAGUAGGAUAAAUUUGCAUUAUGUUCAAAAUGAGAAUGAAUUUUCUUUGGCAAAUCUAGUUUCUAAUUUGUGGCUCUUGAAAUGGGGUGAAAUGUGACAUGUUCUGGACAGGUUUCAUGAGAUAAUAAUGUAAUAAAACCACAUGAUUCCUUGCUCCGACCUGAAGUUUAUCCGUGAAAGUCACCAACACACAUUGACAGACACAUGCAUUCAUCUCACUGUUGAAGAAUGUCUCUGUAUGUUGAAUGGAGAAUUCUAGUAGUGGGCAGUGGAGCUGUGAGCGUCUCUGCUGUCGUAUGCAAAGCGUUCAGACCAGAGAGAAAGACUUUCUGUUCUUUUCUUUGUAUGUAUAUUUGUUUGUUGGUUUUUAGAUAUACCGGUGCACAAGUGAGAGAGAAGCUUGUAGUGCUGGAUGUUGUAUAUUCUCUGUCAUGUAAUGAACUAUUUUAGAGGAAAAAUAUAUUUGAAAUAUGAC